CAUUGACGGUGUCCGCAUUGGCUGGCUGUCACCUCCCCCUCCACGCCGCCUCUCCUCACCUCCACCAAAAGAAGAGCUCCGCCAACCUCUUUCACGUUUGUCAACACUCGACCUCGCCAGCACGACUCGGCUUCCCCCGUUGCCAUCCACGCUCUGCACAAUCAGCAAUCGCUGUGAAGGGGUCCUCUGCGCCUUUGAUUUCGGCCGCCAGCAUUGGCGCAGUGCUCUGCUGACCCGAGACGCUGCAAGCAAAAACACAACGACCGCUCGAAAUACGCGCCGACCUUUUUGUCCUUCGACCUCGCCGCCAUCAUGAGUCAAUCACAACAGCCGAGACCUUCAGGCGGUGCCGGCCAGUACGGAGGACCUCAGGACGAGCUACACAUGUCGGGAGUUAGCCCGCAUAGCCAAAUGUCCCCGCGCGACUACCCCCCUCAGAUCAAGUUGGACACCGUUCCCUCUGCACCGCUCUCUGGGACAUCAUCGGUUCCCAACGUCCUCACGCCUGGUGGUUCCUCUUCCCGCGGCCCUCACAUGCCUCCAAACUCGGCGGGGCCCAUCCCCGGCGUCCACGGCAUGCAAGACUACCAGGCGCAAGGCAAGUCUCCGAUGAACAUGACCCAUAACUACUCCCGCUCCAGUCCGGCGGCCAACUACGACGCACCGCAGACGGCGUAUCAUGCAUAUACUCCAACGACACCUGGCGGCUCCGGUUCGCAAUUUGGCUCGCCUUCAGACAUGUUGAAGUACGGUGCUCCAGGCUCGCAGCGAAACAUCUCCAAUACUCCUCUUGGCUUAGCCGACAUUCGCCCCAGAGCUGAUUCAAGCAUGUCAGACUCUCCUGGAGCAUCGGGCAUCGACAUGUCCAAUUCUCAGCCUGGACCCAGCAACUACAUGGCACCCUGGGCUAUCUACGCCUUCGAUUGGUGCAAAUGGCGCCCGCAGAACAAUGGUGCAGGCAAGAUAGCUGUUGGCAGCUACUUGGAGGACGGUCACAACUUUAUUCAAAUUCUCGAUUCCAACGUUGUUCCUACACCGCAGGACGUUUACACUCCAGGUACAUCCAAGUACUCACUCGAAUUCACAAAAAUCGCCGAAGCUACACACUCGUAUCCGGUAACCAGACUGCUCUGGGAACCACCUUCAUCGCAGAAACAGUCAACAGAUUUGCUGGCAACGUCGGGAGACCAUUUGCGUCUGUGGUCACUUCCUACCGAAACUGCACCGCCUACACCGGGCAGCACUAUUACUCGAAGUGGGCGAGAAGCCACAACGACAAAGCUGACACCGCUGGCUCUGCUGUCAAACUCCAAGACCCCAGAUCACACCGCACCACUGACCUCGCUAGACUGGAACACUGUGUCCCCCAGUCUCAUCAUCACAUCAAGCAUCGAUACUACCUGCACCAUUUGGGAUAUUCCAUCCUUGACGGCGAAGACUCAGCUCAUUGCUCACGACAAAGAAGUGUAUGAUGUUCGAUUCUGUGCAAACAGCGUAGAUGUCUUCGUCAGCUGUGGCCAAGAUGGCAGUGUCCGUAUGUUUGAUCUGCGUAGCCUGGAACAUUCUACUAUUAUUUACGAACCGACUUCCAAGGAUGACAGAGUGGACGGACCAGGCCGCGUUAGCCCAACGACAGCUCAACAAACCAUGUCUAGCGCACCACCAUUGCUCCGACUUGCGACAUCCCCGCACGAUACACAUCUCCUCGCUACUUUCGCUCAGGAUUCCAACAUUAUCCGCGUUCUUGAUGUCCGCCAGCCUGGUCAAGCCUUGAUUGAACUACGUGGUCAUACAGGCGCUAUUAACUGUCUUGAGUGGUCACCAUUGAGACGAGGCACCUUGGCAUCUGGAGGCGAUGAUUGCCAGGUUCUGAUCUGGGAUCUGCUCAACUCCACACCUGCUCCCCCAGUCAACGGUGGCUCUCAGCAGGACAACUACCGACACCCAGUUGCAUCUUGGGAAUGCGAGUAUGAAGUCGGAAACCUGGGAUGGGCUCCUCAUCUGAUGGCGGGCCAAGACUAUGGCGAGUGGCUUGGUGUCAGCGCCGGGCGAGGCAUUUGGGGUGCUCGUGUUAUGUGAAGAUUUUGCAUGAUAAAGAAUUGGGGGUAGACUAUAGAUUGACGAAAAAUUUAGUCGGUGUCGUUCAUGUUUCUUUUGUUUUCAUAUAACUAUUCAUGUAGGAUUGGCACGGUUCUGCGCAUCUCGAGCGUCACAGCUACUCCAUCAAAACCAGAACGAGGUAGACGAGGAGAUGUUAUACUGCAUUAGUCGCAUUUAACUCCGUUGAAAAUCCGCGACAUGGUCUUGAGAAUUGGACUUCUGUGCUCUAUAAGCCACUCAGAGUGCUACAACAGAGAAACAGUGGAAAGUGGGUGCUAUCCUGGGCA
Molecule: messenger RNA, 2387 nt
Organism: [Torrubiella] hemipterigena
Lineage: Eukaryota; Fungi; Ascomycota; Sordariomycetes; Hypocreales; Clavicipitaceae
Source: the annotation of a GenBank genome assembly